CGGGGCGCUGCCAGUGGCGAGGCGGCUUCACGCACGCGGGGCACGUCAAGACGGCGGCGGCCGACAGCGCUCGGGCAGCUCCGGCCAGUGAGGCGUGCCCACGCCGCGAAGUUAGACGUGUCGUAGGCCCGUGUUCACACGCUCGCGCCACCGCCCGCCGCGCCCCCGCCGCGCCGCCGAGCCCCUCCACGCAUUGCGCAAGCGACCCCGCAGGGGACGUUGCCGCCGAUAUGGCCAGCGAAAUUACUCAAAACUCUAUUCUCCGCAUCACCGAUGAAAAAACUUUACAACUGAUCGAGCUCUACGAGCAGGAGUCGUGCCUGUGGAAUAGUGACUUGGAAGACUAUAAGAUCAGAGAGAGGCGAGUCGCCGCAGCGGCGAGGAUCGCGAAAGCGCUCAAUAUCCAGAAUUUCGAAGCCAAACAUGUCAUGAUCAAGUUCAAAAAUUUGAGGAAUUCAUACUGCCAAGAGCUCAAGAAGAUCGCUAACAGCAUAAACGCGCAGAAUGCGAAGGUGUACAAUCCAAAAGUAUUCUGGUUCAGCAAGAUGGAUUCGUUUCUGCGGCCGUACCUGCAACCGUCGCGCACCACCGGCUUCCUCCGUCAAUUUGAAGAUACGGACAGUAGAGAAGAGGGGACUUCUCGGUAUGAUAUCGAAAUAAAAAGGGAGGCGUCGGAGGAACCCGAGGACUGGCAAAUAUCGCACCACCCGAGGGCUGAGAUGUUCGAUCCGCCGAGCGACGACGACGCGGCGCCUGCGCAGGCCACCCUGACGGGCCGGCUGAGUAACAAACGACCCAGAAUAGAGGAGGUACACAGCUGCACGCCGCCACUGCCGCCGUUACAUCCAAAUCCAUCCUUAUCUUUAUUGAAAAACAUUUCUUCCAAUUUGGAAAACCUUGUUCAACAACGGGACGAUCCGUUGGAGUCGUUCGGGAAGUACGUGGCGACAAUGCUUAGGAACCUGCCGCCGGAGAAAGCCCUCGUCUUGCAGCCGAAGAUUAUAAGCCUCAUCACCAACGCCGCCAUCGGCAACAGCGACGGGCGAAUCAGUCAAUCCGAUGAGAACGAUUAGUUUUUUUUUAUUUCAAAUUUUCAUUACAAUCGGAGUGAAGAUACGGUAAACAAAGCAAUAUUUUGUUAUAAUUAUUCAUACAUCAUAACUAUUAUACAUUAUAUUAUAACAAACUUGUGGUUCACAAAAAAUGAAUUAAUAUCAAUUCAAUAAAAAAUUUAAAGCAAUAUUUUUAUAAAUGCUGAUACCACAAGACUUAUUUGUAUAGAAAUAAUUAUUUAAUUAUAUUUUGAACAGCCAGAUAUCUGGUUGGUAUUUUCCUAAUCGUGAACAUUGUGAUUUAGGUACAUAUUAAGAUAUAAAGUGAAGAAUAAUGACUCGUUUGAACAAUUAAGAU
This is a messenger RNA of Hyposmocoma kahamanoa, 1410 nucleotides long. RefSeq lists its product as uncharacterized. NCBI's taxonomy places the organism in Eukaryota, Metazoa, Arthropoda, Insecta, Lepidoptera, Cosmopterigidae. The transcript is spliced from 2 exons. Bases 231 to 1073 code for a protein of 280 amino acids. The record is from RefSeq and is a predicted model, not a curated record.